Molecule: messenger RNA, 1734 nt
Organism: Lottia gigantea (owl limpet)
Lineage: Eukaryota; Metazoa; Mollusca; Gastropoda; Lottiidae
Exons: 7
Source: RefSeq, a predicted model, not a curated record
AUGGCCUCUCUGCUAGGAGGUAAGGCGUGUAUGGACAGUCUGCGCAAUGAUGUUCAAGAUGUCCAUUGGUCAAUAGCAGAUAUCAUCUCUAGAACUGGUCCAGUAGAAUUUCCUUCCUGGAAGUUUCCAGAUAAAUUGUCAGGGGAUAUAGAUAUGGAUGAGUUAUUGGAACUGUAUGAUUAUUGUGAUGGUGAUUCUGAAGGAAAUCAAGUAGCUCAUAUUGGAUUGUAUGAACUUGUUAUUGAUAGAUUAGUUUAUUUACUUCACACUAUGUCAAAAUACACAGAACAGUUACAUGGGAAUUUAAAACAAGGUGGAGACAACUCUCAAAGUACUAAUUGCUCUGUUGGCUUAGUGGUAAAAAAAUAUUGUGGUCGUUUAAUUCAUCUUCAUACCUUAAUACAGCAAAGUAAAUCAAGAAAAAUAGCAGAACUGGAACAGACGGUCCAUAAAAUAAAUGGAGAUAUAUCAUUGAAUAGUGUCAACAGUCUUACGUCAGACCAGAACUUUUCAACAUCAAAUAUAUCUGAAAUUUCAGAUUUUACCACUGUCUCAUUGCCAAAAUUAAACAUUUCCAAAGAUGAAUGUAACAAAUCAUCACAGACUAUUGAAACAGCUUUUAUACCUUGUGAAUCUUGUGAAGUCGUUCAGAAAAAUCUACGAGAAACAGGAGACCUUGUUGUUCACGUUUGUACUACACAAGGACUUCCGUCGUCUUUGAAAAAAUUCCGUCCCCAAGUCGCAGGAUAUGAUUGGUUAAGUGCUAAUGACAUUACAAGAUGGACACAUGAACAAAAUAAAGAUUUGUCUCGCAUUAAUAAGUUUGUGGACCAGGUAGUGCUAGAAGUGAAUCCAUUAAAAUCAGAAGUGACUGCAUUUGAAAAGGAGACAAAGAAAAUGGAGCACAAAGUUCGACAAAUUGAAAAUGAGCUGAAGUUAGAAAAAGACACGCAAGCUGCUAUAAAACGACAGUAUGAAAUCAAACUUCAAGAAAGGGAAACAACUCAUAAUGAAACUAUUGACAGUGUUAAUCGACAAAAGGAAGAAGUUGUUGCAUCAAGAAAAGCUUUAGAAAAGGAAUUGGAAUUAAAACAAGAAGAAUUAAGAAAGCAACAUAGUGAAGUUGAGAAUUUAGUUGAAGAAGAAGAAAUGAAAAGAUUAGAAAAUAAAGUUAAAGAUUUAAAUCAUGAGUUACAUAAUGUAUCAGAUAAACUAGAAAUACAAACUAAAGAUUAUAAUAUGGAAAUUUCCAAAAAUAAAAGUGCCCAAAAACGAAAUGAGACACUCCAAGCCAAACAGACAAGUUUAUUAGAAAGAAUAGAUCAACUGGAUAGAGAGAAUGAAGAAUUAAAAGAACAAAUGAAUGAAUUAGAAGAAGAGAGAGAAAGUAUAACAGAGAAAUUAGAGAGAAUCCAAGCAGAAAAUGAAAAGCUACAACAACAAUCUGAAGAACAAAAGGCUAUGAUGAAAAAAUUGGUAUCAGAGAAAGACAAAUUAGAGAAGAAUAUGGGAGAAACAAAGAGUUUAAUUGAAAAACUGGAAGAACAAGUCAAAGAGGCUCGAGAAAGAGAGAAAUUACUUGUAGAAUAUCCUGAUUUAAACGGUCCUGUUAAUCCUGACUAUAAAGGAACUGGUAAUAUAAUGAAAGAUAUGGAGAACCAAGUGAAAGCUAAUCUUGUGCGAGUUCAAAUACUAGAACACCAAAGUGAAGGGCUACAAAAUUCUAUUUUUAAA